AUGGCAGGAAAUGCAAAGUUAGCUGACGAGGAAGUUACUAGAGUAUUAGGAGGCAUUUAUCUCGGCGGAAUCAGCCCUAUCGUUGACCACAGACCGUUAGGUGCAGAAUUUAAUAUCACUCAUAUUCUUUCUGUUAUCAAAUUCCAAGUCAUUCCUGAGUACCUAAUAAGGAAAGGUUACACGCUAAAGAACAUACCCAUUGAUGAUGAUGAUGUGACUGACGUGCUGCAGUAUUUCGACGAAACUAAUCGAUUCAUUGAUCAAUGCUUGUUCCCCAAUGAAAUUGAGUAUUCGCCCAGGUUGGUAGAUUUUAAAAAGAAACCACAACGUGGUGCUGUUUUCGCUCACUGUCAAGCAGGACUUUCGAGAUCUGUAACUUUCAUAGUAGCAUACCUAAUGUAUCGUUACGGAUUGACACUAUCAAUGGCCAUGCACGCUGUUAAGAGGAAGAAACCGAGCGUUGAGCCAAAUGAGAAUUUCAUGGAACAAUUACAUCUCUUUGAAAAAAUGGGUGGAGAUUUUGUCGAUUUUGACAACCCCGCCUACAAGCAAUGGAAGCUGAAGCAAUCCAUCAGGUUAGAUCCAUCGGGUAGCGAAUUAGUCUCCAAUUCUGAAAUGUUUAAAGAUUCGGAGUCGUCCCAAGACCUGGAUAAUUUAACUGAAGCUGAGAAAAGCAAGGUCACCGCAGUGAGAUGUAAGAAGUGCAGGACCAAAUUGGCCUUAUCUACAUCUUUCAUCGCGCAUGAACCGCCAAGUAAGGAAUCAUCAGAGGGACACUUCAUCAAGAGAGCCGCCAAUUCCCAUCGUAUUAUCGAUAUUCAAGAAUCGCAAGCAAACUGUUCUCACUUCUUCAUCGAACCACUAAAAUGGAUGCAGCCUGAACUGCAAGGCAAACAAGAGUUAGAAGGAAAGUUUUCAUGUCCAGGCUGUUCUAGUAAAGUUGGCGGUUACAAUUGGAAGGGAUCUAGAUGCAGUUGUGGCAAAUGGGUCAUCCCCGCUAUCCACCUGCAAACAAGUAAAGUGGAUCAAUUUCCCUUACAAUCCACCGCUUUGCCCAACAUGGUUAAUUUUGAAUCCGAAAAAGUAAAUAAAUAA
Saccharomyces paradoxus is the source of this 1095-nucleotide messenger RNA. RefSeq names its product tyrosine protein phosphatase YVH1 (gene YVH1). Gene Ontology annotation, biological process: protein dephosphorylation. The transcript has a single exon. NCBI's taxonomy places the organism in Eukaryota, Fungi, Ascomycota, Saccharomycetes, Saccharomycetales, Saccharomycetaceae. Gene Ontology annotation, cellular component: nucleus. Gene Ontology annotation, molecular function: protein tyrosine/serine/threonine phosphatase activity. The record is from RefSeq and is a predicted model, not a curated record. Bases 1 to 1095 code for a protein of 364 amino acids.